Phytophthora infestans T30-4 is the source of this 1020-nucleotide messenger RNA. RefSeq lists its product as uncharacterized. The record is from RefSeq and is a predicted model, not a curated record. Gene Ontology annotation, cellular component: spliceosomal complex. NCBI's taxonomy places the organism in Eukaryota, Oomycota, Peronosporomycetes, Peronosporales, Peronosporaceae. The transcript has a single exon. Bases 19 to 1020 code for a protein of 333 amino acids. Gene Ontology annotation, biological process: mRNA splicing, via spliceosome.
UACUACUGGUCACCAAACAUGAAGCUUGGCGGGUUUGCCCUCAAGAAGGGCAAGAAGAAGGCGCUGGGGGCGUCUGCAGGCUUCUUAGCGUCCGUUACAACCGCUUCCCAGUCGCCCGAGAAGGUAUUCGUGACAGACUUCGAUCCACAUGCGCCAACAACGCUCACGGAGCACGGUACAAAGCCCCUGGUCAUUCCCUUAUUGGAGACCAACGCCUGGAGCGAUGCCACACAGGACCCAAACGACGAUAAAAUAGGUGCGUCAACCGAUAAAAUAGGCACUUCAGAGGACGAGCAAGCAGCGGCCCAGAUCCUUGCUGAGACGCAGGCAGCUAAAAGGACUCAAAUCUGCGGUAAGGACCUGGUGAUCCCCGUCGAGAGACAGAAAAAACGCGCCGAGCUGUUCCAGGACGGCGACAAGAGACCCAAAAAUGGCCAGAAGAAGCCCAUUUUACAGCAGAAUGCGGUCCCGGGUCUCGAUGAGCUGCAGGACGUCGCAGACAAGUAUCGGCACGAUGUGGCGCUGCGCCCCGAGGCCCCAGACGUUCACAGUGACGUGUACGAGUCGGUUCCCGUUGAAGCCUUUGGCGCGGCACUGCUCAGGGGGAUGGGCUGGGCAGGAGACGUGAAUCCAGAGGAUAUGGGCGCCGUCCCGCAGCCAAGACACAAACUACUGGGACUGGGGGCGACCAAGAGACCGACUUUGCCUGGAGAGGACAAAAAGAAGAGGAAGAAGAGGAAACAGGAGCCCAAGGACGAGGACAGACGCUCCGGACUCAAUACGGACACAUCCCAACGAGAAGACGAGAAGCGUAGACGCAGCCAAUCGGGGGAUAGGGACCGUCGACGGCGCAGUCGCAGCCAGGACCGCCGGAAACGAAGUCGAAGUCCAGACCGCGAUCGUGGUCGACACAGAAGUCGGGGACGUGAUCGCGACCGAGAGGACCGAAGCUACAGAAGUCGGGACCGAGAGCGCGAUAGACGCAGCCGCAGUUGGGAUCGACACAGCCGUAGACGGUAA